UGAUUGGCUGCGACGUAGUUAAUGCGCUGUCCGACCAAUGGCACGACAGCCUCGAACACUUAAUGUUCUCUGACAACAAAACCAGUUCAUUGAUUUGUCAACUUACCGGAAGUUAAUGCUAUGCCAAAUACUUUAAAAUAUGUUGUGAGUGUUGUGACCUUUAAUAUUAGUUAGAAAGUUUAACAAAGUCAUAAUUAUUGUGUAAAGUGAGCAUAAGAUGUACAAAAUAUGUUUUCUGCUUCUUAUAGCAGUGGCUAAAGAUUGCAGAUCGCAGGACGAGGAGGGCCCGUACCGCGGCAAGUUCAUCGGGAAACUCAACUCCUAUCACCACCAGGUGUCAGGAGAUGUGUAUGCAGUAGAUGACUUUACAAUAUUGCUGGUGAACUUCAACUAUGAUGGCACCGGGGACGACACGUUCUUCUGGGCAGGAGACGCUGGCCGGCCCGGCCCACAGGGCUUCAUCGUGCCCAACGAGUAUGGCAGGACGAACAUCCUGGAGCGGUACUUCAACGCGGAGGUGCGGCUGGCGGUGCCCGAGGGCAAGCGCAUCUCGCGCAUCAAGUGGCUGGCCGUGUACGACAUCGGCAGCCAGAACGCGUUCGGCGACGUGUACGUGCCGGACGAGUUCGAGGCGCCGGCCGAGCGCGCGGUCGGCCCGCUCGCCGGCUCGCCCGCCGUCUCCAGCAAGCCCGUGCGCUUCCUCGACGCCACCACCAUCCUAAUUCCGGAGUUGCGAUACGACGGCAGUGGCGAGGAGGUGUACUUCUGGACCGGAGUGGGCCCGCAGCCCUCGUCCAGAGGCGAGAAGAUUCCCGACGAGUAUGGCUACCUGGAGCCGCUGCGCGCGUACGCGGGCGAGGACGUGCGGCUGGCGCUGCCGGGCGGGCGCACGGUGUUCGACGUGAAGUGGGUGGCGCUGUGGGACAAGGCGCGGGCGCAGUCGCUGGGCGCGGUGCUGGUGCCCGACGCGCUCAACGUGCCGCCCGCGCCGCAGGCCGCGCUGCCCUACGCGUCGCCGCUGCCGCACUGCAAGCAGCUGCACCGCGACCUGCAGGUGUCGUGGGAGGUGUUCGGCAACCAGGUCACGGUGGAGCUGGCGGCGCAGAUGGACGAGGACGAGUACAUGGCGUUCGGCGUGUCGGGCAGCGCGGCGGGCUCGCGCAUGCUGGGCGCCGACGUGGCGGUGGCGCAGUACAACGCGCAGCAGCAGCGCGGGCUCGCCACCGACUACAACAUCACCGCGCUCGCGCCCUGCGUGCAGGUGCUGGGCGCGUGGCAGGGCGUGUGCCGCGACGACCGCGUGGGCGGCCUCGACUCCAACCAGGUGUUCAGCGCGCGGCGGGAGAACGGCCUCACCGUCGUGUCCUACCGCCGCACGCUGGCCGCGCAGGAGCCCAUGGACCGCGACUGGCCCGUCGACCGCGAAGUGUUCGCCGUGUGGGCGCUGGGCCGCCUCGACCACGAGCGCGAGCCCGCCUUCCACCGCCUGUUCCCGCGCGCCGACGUGCGCCUGCACCUCGCGCGGGACCCGCCCACCAACGACUGCGUGCCCUUCGCCGUCGCAUCACGCGCGGCGCCGACGCCGUGGGAGGUGGCGGAGCUGUUCGACCCGGCGCUGCGCGUGUUCACGUUCCGGCUGGGCCCCGCGGGCGGCGCGCGGGGGCUGCCGGGCCGCCCGCUGCGCCACUCGCCGCCGCUCGCCUGGUACGUCAACGGCCAGCUGGCGCCCGACCUGCAGCUGCGCCGCGGCCUGCAGUAUUCCUUCAAGGUGUACGGCGGCAACGACCCGCACUCGGCGACGGAGUACCACCCGCUGAUCGUGACGGCGGAGCCGGUGGGCGGGCUGGAGCGGCUGGGCGAGGCGGCGCAGCGCAGCGCGCGCGUGCUGGCGGGCGUGCACACCACGCGCCGCGGCCGCCUGGCGCCCACGGCCGCCGGCCCGCUGUGCCGCGCGAGGCCUGCGCCCGGCGCCGACACGCGCCGCGACGCCGACUACGCCACGUUCCGCGCCUACAACCGCUCGCUGGUGUGGGACUGCCCCGCCGCGCCGCCCGCCGAGCUGCUGGUGGCGCCCAACAGCACGUGGCCGGACCGCGUGUACUACCACUCGUUCUCGCACGCGGGCAUGGGCGGCCGCAUCUACGUGGUGGACAAGCACCGGCGCAACAUCGGCCGCACGAGCGCCGCGCCCCCCUCCCCCCUCGCGCCGCGCGUCGCCGCGCUGCUGGCGCUGCUGCUCGCGGCCUUGUGACUGCAAUCGGACGAACUGACUCACUGAGGAAACAGUACCUCAUAUACGAACUGACGCUUGUACCAAUUUUAGUGUACCAGUGUAUUAUUAAAUAAAUUAAAUAAAAAUGUAUAAAUUCAAAA
Helicoverpa zea (corn earworm) is the source of this 2373-nucleotide messenger RNA. RefSeq names its product protein Skeletor, isoforms B/C (gene knk). NCBI's taxonomy places the organism in Eukaryota, Metazoa, Arthropoda, Insecta, Lepidoptera, Noctuidae. The record is from RefSeq and is a predicted model, not a curated record. Bases 218 to 2251 code for a protein of 677 amino acids. The transcript has 9 exons.